AUGGCAGGGUUUGUCCGCGACCCCUGGUGUAGAAAUGUGACCUUUGACACCGGGAAGUCUUUUGUCGCCGGCGUAUGUCGCGAGCGCAGGAGUGAGCUAAUGGGAUCGGCUGCCGGGAUGAAGCGUCGGGGCGUCGAGCAGAGGGGCGGCGGCUGUUUACGAGUCGGAUCUACGGGGGGAGUGCGGCGAAGCGGAGGACGGGGGCCGGCCCUGCUGCUCUGGGUCGUACUCUGCAGCUCACACGUGCUCACGGUCCACGGACAGAUGAGCAUCCCGCCUGAAAUUGUGCAGAAAUGGGCCGUGUCUUUCGGAAAACAGCUCACGUCCUUGUCCGCUCGAUACUCCGGGGCUCAACUGCUGCAGAAGAAAUAUAAAGACGUUGAGGGGACGGUGAAGAUGGAGGAGGUGGACGGGGAGGAGCUGGUCAAACAGUUCGCUGAGGAGAUGGAGGAGAUGCUCGGGAGGAAGAUGAAAUCCGUCAAGAGGUUGGCAGAGGCGGCGGAGGAUGCAGAUUUAUACCAUGACUACAAUGACACUCUGGAGUUUGAGUACUUCAACUCGAUGCUGAUAAACAAAGUGGAUGAAGACGGGAAUCCUUUGCCGCUCGGGGGAGAAUUUCCUUUGGAGCAAAACGAACAUUUCAGCAAACUCCCGGUGAAUGUCCAGACGAGCAACAUACAAGUCCCCACCAACGUCUACAACAGAGACCCGGACAUCGUGAACGGCGUGUACAUGUCCGAGGUCCUCGACGACGUUUUCACCGAUAACUUCCAGAAGGACCCGACCCUCACGUGGCAAUACUUCGGCAGCGCCACGGGCUUCUUCAGACUCUACCCGGGUAUCCAGUGGAUCCCAGACGAGAACGGCGUCGUCACGUUCGAUUGUAGAAACAGAAACUGGUACAUCCAGGCUGCUACUUCUCCCAAAGACGUGGUGAUCGUGGUGGACGUGAGCGGGAGCAUGAAGGGGCUCAGACUGACCAUCGCCAAACACACCAUCAACACCAUCCUGGACACGUUAGGAGAGAACGACUUCGUCAACAUCAUAGCGUACAGCGAUUACGUGCGAUACGUGGAGCCGUGUUUCAAAGGGACGCUGGUGCAGGCCGAUCUGGACAACAGAGAGCAUUUCAAAAUACUGGUCGACGAGCUUCACGUCAAGGGCGAGGGCAAAGUCACCAAAGCCAUGAAGGAGUCGUUCAAGAUCCUUAACGAGGCCACAGCGCUGGGCCAGGGCAGUCUGUGUAACCAGGCCAUCAUGCUCAUCACCGACGGCGCCAUGGAGGAUUUCGAGGACGUGUUUGAGGAGUUUAACUGGCCGGAAAAACGCGUUCGUGUUUUCACUUACCUCAUUGGAAGAGAAAUGACGUUUGCUGAAAAUGUCAAAUGGAUCGCCUGCAACAACAAAGGGUACUACACUCAUGUUUCUACACUGGCCGAUGUCCAGGAGAACGUGAUGGAAUAUCUUCACGUUCUGAGUCGACCAAUGGUGAUCAACCACGACCAUGACAUCAUCUGGACCGAGGCGUACAUGGACAGUGUGUUGUUCAACUCUCAGGCCCAGAGUCUCCUCCUCAUGACUUCAGUCGCGAUGCCGGUGUUUAGUAAGAAGAAAGAAACUUUGUCUCAUGGGAUUUUACUGGGUGUAGUUGGAACCGACGUGGCCCUGAAAGAACUGAUGAGGCUGGCUCUGAGAUACAAGCUCGGCGUCCACGGCUACGCUUAUCUCAUCACUAAUAACGGCUACAUCCUGUCUCACCCCGACCUCCGACCCCUGUAUAAAGAGGGAAAGAAGCUCAAACCCAAACCCAAUUACAACAGCGUGGAUCUGUCCGAGGUGGAGUGGGAGGACACGGAGCAGCAGCUGAGGACGUCCAUGGUGACAGGAGAAACUGGAGCUUUGACUCUCGACGUGAGAGCGUCUGUGGAUAAAGGGCUAAGAGUGCUGUUUCUCAGGAAUAAUUACUAUUACACGAUCAUCAACGAAACACCCUUCAGUUUGGGAAUUGUGUUGACUGAAGGAUUCGGAAAAUACAUGUUCCUGGGAAAUGUCUCGAUUGAAGAAGGCCUUCAUGACUUAAACGGCCCCGAUCUCACCAUCAGCGACGAGUGGACAUACUGUGAGACGGACAUCGAUCCCGCUCAUCGUAAACUCACUCAGCUUCAGGCCGUGGUGCGAUACCUCACCGGGAAAGAGCCGGAUCUCGAAUGUGACGCCGUGUUGUUGUCGCAGACUCUGUUUGACGCUGUGGUCACGGCUCCGAUGGAAGCGUACUGGACCGCGCUCAUGCUCAACGCCUCGGGCAUCGACGACGGCGUGGAGACGGCGUUCCUGGGGACACGUUCAGGCCUGAUGAGGGUCCAGAGAUACACCGGGGUCGAGAGCAGAGUUUCCAAGUCUUUCCUGACGUCCUCAGACAAAGAGAAUCUGUUCACGUUGGAUCAUUUCCCGCUGUGGUACCGUCGAGCGGCGGAGCACCCUGCUGGACAGUUCUUGUACUACAUGCCCCGACAGGACUCCAGAGCUGGACGGAUCGUGAUCUCCAGCACCACCGUGACCGUGACGGCGGGGAAGAAGACCGCCAUCGCCGCAGCUGUGGGCGUUCAGAUGACGUUAGAUUCUCUUGAGGCUCGGUUUUGGGCCAUAGCAGCUCAGCCAAACGACACAGAUUGCUCGGACGCAGACGGGAUUUGUCCACUGCGCUGUGAUAGUGUUGACGUCCAGUGCUACGUGAUCGACAAUAAUGGAUUUGUCCUCAUUUCAAAGCAACGCAACGAUGCGGGGCGUUUCCUCGGCGAGCUGGACGGCUCCGUCAUGACCACGCUCAUCCGAAUGGGCAUGUUCAAGAGAGUUUCCUUGUUCGAUUAUCAGGCCAUGUGUAAGAUGCACACACACUCGGUCAGCAGAGGGCGCCACCUCAGCAGUCCUCUCUUCGCGUUGGCGUCUGGGCUCAGGUGGUUUCUCUCAAACUUCCUCCUGUUUCUCGUGGAGUUUAAUCUCUGUGGUCUUUGGCACACGGAGCACUUUGCUGGAGCUUCAGUCCAUAAAAAGAAAGGCGAGAUUCUUCAGCCGUGUGAGACCGAGUACCCGAGCUUCAUCCACGAGCCGUCCGUCAAAGAGACAAACAGCAUCAUCAAGUGCGGACGCUGCCAGAAGAUGUUCGUGGUACAGCAGGUCCCGGACACUAACCUGCUGAUGCUCGUGGUCCAGGCCGACUGCGACUGCUCCAGACAGUACUCACCCAUCACGCUCAGCCCUCAGGAGGUCAAAUAUAACUCCUCGUCCAAAUGUGAGAGAAUGAGAUCUCAGAAGAUUCGCCGGCGCCCGGAGUCGUGCCACGCCUACCACCCUCAGGAGAACGCGCACGACUGCGGAGGAGCCUCGGCCGCGUCUCCGUCCUCUUUGCUCUUUCUGUUCGGCGUCGUCACCUCGGCCCUCGCCUCCUGAUGAUCGACCGUUUCUCGUUUCUUCAGACUUUGUUCGAGGACCCUGCAUGUAUUUAAAAAUUGCCAAAACGGUGGAUCACGGUUUGAACAAUGCCGAGCUACACGACAUGACCAGACUUCCCUCACCCCAGACGCGUCCUCCAGCUCCUCCGAUGGGACCCCGAGGUGUUCCCGGUCCACAGUCCCUCCGUAUUUUUCCUUUUCCUCCGAACUCAUGACUGCAAAAGCAAAAAAAAGCGAAAAACCUCAUCUGUAACGCAAAUAAAACACGACAUCAUGGACCUGAAAUGAGUCAAAAAUGCACGUUUUUAUUUGUGUGAGCGC
Periophthalmus magnuspinnatus is the source of this 3770-nucleotide messenger RNA. It is a transcript of the gene cacna2d4a, whose product is annotated as calcium channel, voltage-dependent, alpha 2/delta subunit 4a. The transcript has 39 exons. Lineage: Eukaryota; Metazoa; Chordata; Actinopteri; Gobiiformes; Gobiidae. Gene Ontology annotation, molecular function: voltage-gated calcium channel activity. The record is from RefSeq and is a predicted model, not a curated record. Bases 1 to 3447 code for a protein of 1148 amino acids. Gene Ontology annotation, cellular component: voltage-gated calcium channel complex.